CUGACCACAAACAAAAGGUGUCACUCAUGGCAGACGUCAGAUAUAGGGGCAACAAGCACAAGCAGCCCGCUCUCGUCGCAAGGGAUGGCCCCCUCGACCAAAAGAUCAACGCAGCUCUCAACAACCGCUCAACAACGCAAUGGAGGCUUGCCUUUGCCGUGAUUGUCGCUCUCGCUUUCGCUACACGCUUCUACCGUAUCGACUUUCCGAGUAAAGUGGUCUUUGACGAAGUUCACUUCGGCAAAUUUGCAUCGUACUACCUACAACGCACCUACUUCUUCGAUGUCCACCCACCGCUUGCUAAGCUGGCUCUGGCGUUUGCAGGUUGGGUGAUUGGGUAUGAUGGACACUUCCACUUUGACAAUAUCGGCGAUGACUAUAUUGUCAAUAAAGUGCCGUAUAUCGGUCUUCGCGCCAUGCCUGCGCUGCUGGGUAGUCUGACUGUGCCGGUUGUCUUUUUGACCAUGAAGGAGUCUGGGUAUGGUUUACCUGCUUGUGUCGUUGCGGCAAGUAUGGUCCUCUUUGACAAUGCACACAUUGCGCAAGACCGUCUGAUUCUGCUCGACGCAAUGCUAGUGUUUAGCAUGUCUUGCUCUAUCUACUGCUACGUCCGUUUCUACAGGCAGCGACGACACCCCUUCUCAAAGGCAUGGUGGACAUGGCUCUUCUUGACGGGUACAGCACUCUCCUGCGUCAUGUCUACAAAAUACGUCGGCUUAUUCUCCUACGUCACCCUUGGCUUCGCAGUCGCUAUUGAUCUUUGGGAGCUCCUUGAUGUUCGCAAGGGACUCAGCAUGAAACAAUUCCUUCGACACUUUUACGCACGCGCACUCGGUCUGGUCAUCAUGCCCUUCUUGCUCUACCUGUUUUGGUUCUAUGUGCAUUUUGCCAUCCUGACACGAUCUGGGCCAGGUGAUGAGUUCAUGUCGCCUGAAUUCCAAGAGACCCUCUCCGACAAUAUCAUGAUGGCUGAAUCGUACCCAAUCAACUAUUUUGAUACGAUUACGCUCAGGCACAAGGACACGAAAGCAUAUCUUCACUCGCACCUCAACAACUACCCGCUACGAUACGAUGAUGGCCGAGUAUCUUCUCAGGGUCAACAAGUCACAGGAUACCCCUUCAACGACACCAACAACCAAUGGAAAAUUGUACCAGCCACACCCUUCGAAGGCGGUGAGGUCAAGGGUAUCCCAGUCAAACACAGCCAAGCCUUUAAACUCAUCCACACCUUGACGGAUACAGUCUUGUUGACACAUGAUGUCGCUUCACCACUCUAUGCCACCAACCAGGAGUUCACCACCGUCUCACAAGAACUCGCUGCAGGUGAGCGGGAUGCCGAUACACACUUCCAACUUCAACUUGUCAGUGGCAAGAAUGAGCAAUGGCGUACUAAAGCCGGGUUGUGUAAACUCGUGCAUGUCCCAACAAAGGUCAACAUGUGGUCCGAUGCAGCACCGUUGCCAGACUGGGGCUUUAAGCAGCAGGAAAUCAAUGGUAACAAGAAGGCCACGGAUAGUGGUAAUAUCUGGUACCCCGAGUCUAUCGUUGACUUGAACGACCCGGCACGCAUGGUGAAGGCAGAGAGGAAGGUCAAGAAGUUGCCCUUUUUGACGAAAUACUUGGAAACGCAGCGUCUCAUGUUUUACCACAACUCAAUGCUCACUUCCUCCCACCCCUAUGCUUCGGGACCCAUCAACUGGCCAUUCUUACUGCGUGGUGUCUCUUUCUGGACAAAGGACGAUACAAAGCAACAAAUUUACCUCGUUGGCAAUGUCUUUGGCUGGUGGCUGGCUAUUGCAACCUUGGCAGUCCUCUCGGGAGUCCUUGCCGCUGAUCAAAUUGCUCUUCGACGUGGUCAAGAUGUCUUGCCCAGAAUGACUCGUGUUCGACUCUACAAUUCAACUGGAUUCUUCUUGUUGUGUUGGGCAGCGCAUUACCUACCCUUCUUCCUCAUGGGCAGACAACUCUUCUUGCAUCAUUAUUUGCCCGCUCACCUUGCCUCAAGCCUCGUGACGGGCGCUAUGGUGCAAUUCAUCUUUUCACGCAUUGGACGCAAACAGGUCUCCUUGUUUGCUUUGGACGACAAGCUCGUCCAGCAAUCGCCCUUCAAGAAGGAUUCCAAGGAAGACUCGACGGUGUCUGCAUCCGUCAUGGUUGAACGGGAUGAAAACUCCCUCCUUAUCUGGGCUGUGACGGGACUUCUGGUGAUUGGUUUGGCUACUGCAUUUGUUCAUUUCGCACCCAUCACGUAUGGAUUGCCUGGAUUGACAGUGCCACAAGCAUUGAAACGACAAGUCUUGUCGUCGUGGGAUAUGCACUACCUCAAACCAUAGAAAGCCAUGAUGCCUUCAGGCUUCGUAGCGGAGACAGAUUUUGGGGAGUCACUCGUAGAAGAAAGCGAAGGUUUCAUGAAUGCAUGAUUGAUUGUUUAUGCUGAGGCUAUGGAUUUCCAUUUCCCUGGAAUAAUGAAGCAGCACUGCUACUGCGCUUGCUAAACAGCUUACCAAACUGACGCU
This is a messenger RNA of Protomyces lactucae-debilis, 2516 nucleotides long. RefSeq names its product Dolichyl-phosphate-mannose-protein mannosyltransferase-domain-containing protein. Gene Ontology annotation, cellular component: endoplasmic reticulum; membrane. The record is from RefSeq and is a predicted model, not a curated record. The transcript is spliced from 2 exons. NCBI's taxonomy places the organism in Eukaryota, Fungi, Ascomycota, Taphrinomycetes, Taphrinales, Protomycetaceae. The coding region runs from base 27 to 2333 and encodes 768 amino acids. Gene Ontology annotation, biological process: protein O-linked glycosylation via mannose. Gene Ontology annotation, molecular function: dolichyl-phosphate-mannose-protein mannosyltransferase activity.